Molecule: messenger RNA, 2010 nt
Organism: Phyllostomus hastatus (greater spear-nosed bat)
Lineage: Eukaryota; Metazoa; Chordata; Mammalia; Chiroptera; Phyllostomidae
Gene: ALG9
Product: ALG9 alpha-1,2-mannosyltransferase
Exons: 15
Coding region: 64-1899 (611 amino acids)
Biological process (GO): protein N-linked glycosylation
Cellular component (GO): endoplasmic reticulum membrane
Molecular function (GO): alpha-1,2-mannosyltransferase activity
Source: RefSeq, a predicted model, not a curated record
CAGCCGUCUCCCCGCUUGGCAAUCGUAGAGUGUCCUAUUCUACCUUUUACUUCCACGCUGGCCAUGGCGAGUCGAGGGGCUAGGCAGCGCCUUAAGGGAAGCGGGAGCAGUGGCGGAGACACAGGCUGGGCCGCGGACAAGCUGCGGGAGCUGCUGAGCAGCCGGGAGGCGGGCAGCGCGGAGCCCCGGACCCAGUUAUCUGGGAACAAAGCAGGACAAGUUUGGGCACCUGAAGGAUCUACUGCUUUCAAAUGUUUGCUCUCAGCAAGGUUAUGUGCUGCUCUCCUGAGCAACAUCUCUGACUGUGAUGAAACAUUCAACUACUGGGAACCAACACACUACCUCAUCUAUGGGAAGGGGUUUCAGACUUGGGAGUAUUCUCCAGUUUAUGCCAUUCGCUCCUAUGCUUAUUUGUUGCUUCAUGCCUGGCCAGCUGCAUUUCAUGCAAGAAUUCUACAAACUAAUAAGAUUCUUGUCUUUUACUUUUUACGAUGUCUUCUGGCUUUUGUGAGCUGUAUCUGUGAACUUUACUUUUACAAGGCUGUGUGCAAAAAGUUUGGGCUGCAUGUAAGUCGCAUGAUGCUAGCCUUCUUGGUUCUCAGCACUGGCAUGUUCUGCUCGUCUUCAGCAUUUCUUCCUAGUAGUUUCUGUAUGUAUACUACACUGAUAGCCAUGACUGGCUGGUAUAUGGACAAGACUUCCAUUGCUGUGCUUGGAGUAGCAGCUGGGGCUAUUGUAGGCUGGCCAUUCAGUGUGGCUCUUGGCUUACCUAUUGCCUUUGAUGUCCUGGUCAUGAAACGCUGGUGGAAGAGCUUCUUUCAUUGGGCACUGGUGGCUCUAAUACUCUUUCUGGUGCCUGUGGUGCUCAUUGAUAGCUACUAUUAUGGGAAGUUGGUGAUUGCACCACUCAACAUUGUUUUGUAUAAUGUUUUUACUCCACAUGGACCUGAUCUUUAUGGUACAGAACCCUGGCAUUUCUAUUUAAUGAAUGGAUUUCUGAAUUUUAAUGUAGUCUUUGCCUUGGCUCUCCUGGUCUUACCACUGACUUCUCUCAUGGAACACCUACUGCAGAGAUUUCAUGUUCAGAAUUUAGGCCACCCAUAUUGGCUUACCUUGGCUCCAAUGUAUAUCUGGUUUAUAAUUUUCUUCAUCCAGCCCCACAAAGAAGAGAGAUUUCUUUUCCCUGUAUAUCCACUUAUAUGUCUCUGUGGCGCUGUGGCCCUGUCUGCACUUCAGAAAUGUUACCACUUCAUGUUUCAGCGAUACCGCCUAGAGCAUUAUACUGUGACUUCAAAUUGGCUGGCACUAGGAAUACUGUUCCUAUUUGGACUCUUAUCCUUUUCUCGCUCUGUGGCACUGUUCAGAGGCUAUCAUGCACCCCUCGAUUUAUAUCCAGAAUUUUACCGAAUUGCUACAGACCCAACCAUUCACACUGUCCCAGAAGGACGACCUAUUAAUGUCUGUGUAGGAAAAGAGUGGUAUCGAUUUCCUAGCAGCUUCCUCCUGCCUGAUAAUUGGCAACUUCAGUUCAUUCCAUCUGAGUUCAGGGGCCAGUUACCAAAACCUUUUGCGGAGGGACCACUGGCUACCCGGCUUGUUCCUACUGACAUGAACGACCAGAACUUGGAGGAGCCGUCGAGAUAUAUCGACAUCAGUAAAUGCCAUUAUUUAGUGGAUUUGGACAUCAUGAGAGAAACACCCCGGGAGCCAAAAUAUGCAUCCAAUAGAGAAGAAUGGAUCAGCUUGGCCUACAGACCAUUCCUUGAUGCUUCCAGAUCUUCAAAGCUACUACGGGCAUUUUAUGUCCCCUUCCUGUCAGAACAGUAUACAGUGUAUGCAAACUACACCAUCCUCAAACCCCGGAAAACAAAGCACAGCAGGAAGAAAAGUGGAGGUUAGCAGCACACCUCUGACCCCAAAGGACAACCAUCUGUUCUAAUGAUUACACUGACAGGACUCCCUCCAAGUCAUCGCUUGUAACAUUUGUAAUAAAGGCCAUCUGACACCGAA